UUGACGCACUCUUUGUGGUAGCGCUUUCAAACUCCAAGUUAUAGCUUGUCAUGCAGUGUUGAAAUAAGUUCAUGAUGACGGCUCCGAUGUUCUGGCGCUGUUAUUUUUUGUCGCUACAAUCAACCUAAAUGCCCGAGUAGUUGCGGGAGUUGGUGAUUUCCGGUACCUGACAGGUUACGCCGGCCUCAACCAAACCGGGGCACACUACCUGUUCACCGACUACAGCCCCGACCUCAGCGUAGUGCUGAUGGACAACACCAUCGAGAGCGCCUGUGAGACUGGAAACUGGAUACUCUACGACACUCCAAACUACGGCUCGAACGAUACGGAGUUUUCUUACCGCUUUACAGAAGUCAGCUGGUGCGGGAAUAUAGCCACAAGCUUCAGGAACAUGGCGUCCUCGCUGAGGUACGCUGGGAGCCCAAACGGCCUCAACGAUAACUAUUACAAUCUGUACGAGGGAACGCACUUCCGGGGCAGGGAGUUCAGAGGCAACACAAACGCGUCCGACGUGGGUGACCUGGACAUGGCCGUCUCAUCGCUUGUCGUGACCGGACAGUCGUCGUGGACCUUCUACACCGGCCUCCACUACACCGGAGCCAACGUGUGCGUGUAUGCGUUCUCUCAUCCCACCCACGAUGGCAUUGAUCUCGACAGCACAUUCUACAGAAAUAUGGACGACCUCGGUUUGCCAGACAACUCCAUCAGGUCUGUCGCGCGGGACUGCCUCAUCGAGCGCGUGCUGGGCCAUCCCGGCGGUGAACGCGGCGGUCAAGACGCCACCAACUGAACACUAUAUAUAGAGGACAGAUGUGCGUGAUGUUCUGUGCAGGCAUUCAGACUGCAUGUGUUGGUUGUUGACUGCAUAAAUGAACGUCACAUGCGUUUUGAUGCAUGAUAGUCAGAGCAUGAUGGUCACUGCAUGAAUGUAUACUAGGUGGGUGUGAUGAAAAGAUGCGAUGGUUGUUCACAUCAAGCAGAAGUGUUUCCUUUGAGUAAAGAAGAGAUGUGUUUGAUGUCCAUCCUUCAAACAUUAUAUCAACAGAUGGUCUUGACGUGUAUAAUGUUUGCAUCGUUUACUCGUAUACGUUAAGCGCUCGUAUAUAUGCUGCUUUCAUGGUGCACAAAUGCUUGUUUUUAUCCAAACACUCUUUGAUGUGUGUACUCGACUGUGGCCCACAAUAAAAAAGAGCCGAUGGCAAGGCAUAACCAUUCAGUACCUGUCAGCUGGUGUGUUGUGACGUACCUGUCAGCUGGUGUGUUGAGUACCUGUCAGUUGGUGUGUUGAGUACCUGUCUGCUGGUGUAUUGUGACUAUGUCGACCUUCCCCCUCAUACCUUCCACAUACCUCCAUUAAAUCAGUUAAUAUACGGACUUUUCCCUCCACAUAUCAACCAGUUUUUCAUAACCAGUUUUUGGUAGAUAAUAUCUACAACAAGAAGGCUGGUCAAGAAAUGCCGAGGAUACCAUUCAACGGAGAAUAUGAUGAGUCGAUAUUCUAGGAGAUUGAAAGACAUUUUGAGAAUACCUUAGUUUCAUUUUUGCGCGAAAAAUUCUUGAUGUAUUGGUUCACUGGAAGCAGCAGGCAAAUUUUUCCGUUUUAUGGGCUGUAGAGAAUAAGAACCCAUUGACAUCUCGAAAAAGUGUAUAAGUCGCAGACUUGAUGAAGAAUUAAUGUUCAGUUUCUUGUAAUUACCUCCAUCAUAUAGCUCUAUACAUAUAAAGUUUACAUAUUUUUUAUUUCUGUCCACGUUUGUAAAUAAUU
This is a messenger RNA of Hyalella azteca, 1765 nucleotides long. RefSeq lists its product as uncharacterized. Bases 248 to 790 code for a protein of 180 amino acids. NCBI's taxonomy places the organism in Eukaryota, Metazoa, Arthropoda, Malacostraca, Amphipoda, Hyalellidae. The transcript has 6 exons. The record is from RefSeq and is a predicted model, not a curated record.